Molecule: messenger RNA, 2379 nt
Organism: Triticum dicoccoides
Lineage: Eukaryota; Viridiplantae; Streptophyta; Magnoliopsida; Poales; Poaceae
Product: L-type lectin-domain containing receptor kinase IX.1-like
Exons: 1
Coding region: 53-2263 (736 amino acids)
Biological process (GO): protein phosphorylation
Molecular function (GO): ATP binding; carbohydrate binding; protein kinase activity
Source: RefSeq, a predicted model, not a curated record
ACGAGCAGAGCUACGCGCGUCGCUGGCAGUCUACAUCUUCCUUGUGUUUCUAAUGCUCAGGCUUCCUCCUUCGGUCCUUCCCAAACGCCAACCGAUGGGCUCCCGCCGUCGUCCCAGUCUCACCACCGUAGUCUUGGUGCUCCUCUGCCUCUACCAUGCGCCGCGCAUGGCCCUGUCGCUCUCCUUCAGCCUCAACUUCUCCGACCCCGGCGUCCCCAACCGCGGCGCGUCCAUCAACUUCGCCGGCCAAGCGUUCCUCAGUUCGUCCACCCUCGAGCUGACGACCAACACACGCGAUGCAAACAUCCAGUACAGCACCGGCCGGGCGUCGUACGUGGACAAAGUGCCGCUGUGGAACAGCGCCACCGGCGAGACGGCCAGCUUCACCACCGCCUUCUCCUUCCAGAUCACCCCGGACAGGGACAACCCGUCCAACACCGGCGACGGGAUGGCCUUCUUCCUCGGCCAUUUCCCUUCGGUGAUCCCGCCCAAUAGCAACGGCGGCAGCCUCGGCCUCCUCCCGGCCUUCACCAACGGGACGGGCGACAGCCGGAUCGUCGCCGUCGAGUUCGACACUUUCCUCAACCCGCAGAACGCCGACAUGACCGGGAACCACGUCGGAAUCGACGUCAACUCCGUCAACUCCACGGCGUCCACGGACACUACGACCAGGCCGGGCAGGAACCUAACGUCCUCGCACGUUAUGACCGCCACUAUCAAGUACCAGAAUGAGUCCAAGUUGUUGGCAGUUGAUCUCCUAAUCGACGACGCCCUGUACCAGGUCAAUGCAACCAUUGACCUCACAAGGUAUCUGCCUGAGGAGGUUGCUAUCGGCUUCUCGGCGGCCACUGGCUGGGCCGCCGAGCUGCACCAGAUACUUUCAUGGUCUUUCAGUUCCACUCUGCAGCUGGAAUCCAACAAGGAAGCACCUCCGCCGGCUCAACUUGUUCUUCCAACCAGCAACAACAAUCACAAAAAGUUACUGCUGUCCAUACUAGUUCCGCUGCUAUUUCUGCUGGUAUGUGUGGCCAUGGUAACGACGAUAUGGCGGCGACACGAGAAAAGAAGAUCAACAAGAGCAAAUGGGGACAGCAGCAGUGAUAGCGACGACGACGAAGAACAUUGCGUCGACAGAGCUGACCUCGAGAGAGGUGUGGCCGCCGGUGGCCCCAAACGGUACACGUACCACGAGCUCGUCGCUGCAACAAGCAACUUCUCGGAGGAGGAGAAGCUCGGGCGAGGCGGCUUCGGCAGCGUGUACCGAGGCCACCUCACGCUCGCCGGCGACCAAGAGCGUCGUGCGGUGGCGGUAAAGGUGUUGUCGGCAGAGUCGUCGGCGCAGGGGAGGAAGGAGUUCGAGGCAGAGGUGAGGAUCAUCAGCAGGCUGAAGCAUCGCAACCUCGUGCAGCUGCUGGGAUGGUGCGACAGCCGCAAGGGGCUGCUGCUUGUCUACGAACUCGUUGCGGAGGGCAGCCUAGACAGGCACCUCUACAGCAACGACGGAAGCUAUCUGACAUGGCCGCAGAGGUACAAGAUCAUCCUCGGCUUGGGAUCCGCGUUGCGCUACCUCCACGGAGAGUGGGAGCAGAGCGUCGUGCACGGCGACAUCAAGCCGAGCAACAUCAUGCUCGACUCCUCGCACUGCACCAAGCUGGGGGACUUCGGCCUGGCCCGGCUCGUGGACCACGGCACGGGAUUGCUGCAGACCACCAAGGCCGUGCUCGGCACCGCCGGGUACAUCGACCCAGAGUUCGUCAACACGCGCCGGCCCAGCACCGAGUCCGACGUAUAUAGCUUCGGCGUCGUCCUCUUGGAGGUCGUCUCCGGCCGGCGGCCCGUGGUUGAAACCGCGGAGAAAUCCUUCACGCUGCUCAGAUGGGUGUGGAGCUUGUACGGCAGGGACGCUAUCCUUGACGCGGUGGAUGAGCGGCUGAGGGGCGACGAGGCCCACGACUGGUGGAUGGAACGGGUGCUCGUCGUCGGGCUUUGGUGCGCGCACCCGGACCGGAGCGAGCGACCGUCCGUCACGCAGGCCAUGAGUAUCCUGCAAUCCGAGGAGGCGAGGCUGCCGGCGCUCCCCCUGCAUAUGUACAGGACCGUGCCGGAUCUUGAGUCAUCCGGACGGUACGGGGCAGGGGCUUUCUCCACCGACGGCACCGAUUGCGUUGGCUCAUCUUCGGUCAGCACCGGCGACGCCACUCGUUCUUCCGACUCGUCCUCGACCGCGUUGCUACGACGUUCAAAGGAUCUACCUAAUAAUUGAUUAAUUUUCCUGUUGCAUUCCCAAUGUAAUAAUAGCAGCAACACAAGCAUAGUCAGUCUCCAUAAUAAUAGGAGAGUGAAGUAUUAUCUCUACUCCUAAUGGAGCAGUUGGUAGUC